AUGUCGACCGCUAAGAAACAGGUGAUAAACAGGCACCUCGAGGCCGCCGUGAGAUCCUUUCGGGCUGCAUGGAACGACGACUCUAUUCUGGGGGAUGCGAAGGCUUACGUGUACAGCGUCGCCGUCCCCUACGUGAUGCACCCGGCGGUGGCGCUCAUGGGCUUGUACAACCUCGGGUUCCUUGCCGCGAACGGCAUCAAGGCGGGCGUGAGGUCGUCGGGGGCGAAGGUGACCAAUUUCGGGUCCUUCUUCUACCACGGGAAGAAGACGGGGAAGUCCAAUUACACGGACUUUGUCUUCCAGCACGGGGAGGAGUUCGAAGUGGACGUCAACGACGCGGCAUGCAGGCUGAUCCACAACCCGCCUGCUCAGGCGGACGGCGUGCCUUCGGACCCCCCCACCACCACGAACAUCAUAUUCAAGAACGUGGGGCCCGAAGAGAUGAUGGCUCAAGCAGACCCGAAUAAGUUUGGGCGCGGGUGGUGGUCCGCCAUCCGGGCAGAGGCGGAGUUCGGGGGCCACUGCGAGCAAGUGAAUCUUCUGGGCUCGGGCGGCGCUCAGAAAAAGUACGAGAACCAGGCGGGGUACAACGACCUAUUCGACGACGGCAUGGCCUCGAAGCUCUACCGCGACGCGUCGAAGAACUACGGGAAGGACGUGUUCGCUAACUGGAAGCGCCGGGUUCUCCAACGGCAAGAAGUUCGCACCAUGGGGUUCUACCACACUGGGUGCAUGAACUUCCAUGACGCGUACAAGCUCCUCUGCGAGGCCGAAGGACACCAUUCCAUGGCGUUGCUGGACCGGUAUUGCGCCAUGCCGCUGAUUCCGGAGAAUCCGUACGCGGACCCCCCGGACGGUUUCGAUCCCCCGGAGGUUGUCAAGAAGGCAGACGGGGAGUUGCAGCGCGACGCGCACGGAUUGUGGCGCAGGGACAAGCUGCCUGCCCCGAGGAAUGAAGUGCUUGACGGCAUGAGGGCGGUCAAGGAUUUCGUGGAGAGCAACCCCAACGCUGUGGCGCGCUUCGCGCCCAAAGGUGCAGCUCUGUAUCGCCUGGUGGACAGCGUUAACUGGAGCGCGGCCGACCGUCUUCAGUACGUGGAUGAGGACAAAGCCGCCCGGCUUCGCCAGCUGCAGCGCUUCCUCUACGACUUCGCCAUUGCCCAGCUGCUGCUUGAAGUCCAGAAGGCUGCCUCCGGUCCCGCGGGCCCAGCGGGCGACGCAGCCGACGCUGGCGCGGCGGCUGCUCCGGGCGCGGUUGCCACUCGCCCCACGGUGAAGGACACGUUCGUCGACGAGCAGCACGUCCAGCGUGCAGUUUGCCACUUGGCUGCGAUCUGGGAGGGCCGCGAGUCCUUCGUGAACCCGCGCCGCACCAUGUAUUUGGAAGAGAACGUGUGGCGCGGCACGUUGGCUGAGCAGCGAGAGGCGGCGGCGCGGGCCGCGGCGGAUGAGGGCGCCGAUGACGUGGAGGCCGAAGGCGCCGCGGGCGCCGAGAGCGGUCUCGAGUUGCCGGGCGUCGACGAGUACGUCUUUGUGGGGAUAAUUGAUGCGGGCUUGAAGUCUCGCAUGAUCGCCGGAGUUGACGACGCGGAGGUUACGUGGGGCGGCGGCGACCUGAUCGCGGCCGCCUGCAAGAACACGCUCCUGUGGAAAUGCUCCACGGCAGAGAACCGCAUCACCGGCAACAUGGUUUCCGCCGCCAUCCGCGCGAGUCAGGUCGCUUGGCCGUCGUUGUCCUGGUGGAAGUCCGUCGUGGUCGAGGGCGAGCUCUUGCAUGCGGGGCUGGGCCGGAAGUCUGACCACAAUGCCGGCGGGGGGUUCUGGGAGAAGCCCAAAGUCCCGAUUGAUGAAGAAGAACUCACUGCCUUCGUGGACCAGUUGGCGCAAUAG
Messenger RNA from Prorocentrum cordatum, 1890 nucleotides. Lineage: Eukaryota; Dinophyceae; Prorocentrales; Prorocentraceae. The record is from the annotation of a GenBank genome assembly.